Molecule: messenger RNA, 3694 nt
Organism: Xiphophorus hellerii (green swordtail)
Lineage: Eukaryota; Metazoa; Chordata; Actinopteri; Cyprinodontiformes; Poeciliidae
Product: NXPE family member 3-like
Exons: 9
Coding region: 539-2284 (581 amino acids)
Source: RefSeq, a predicted model, not a curated record
UUUUUUUUUAGUUAUUUUCAGCCAAAACGCGGUUUUGCCCGACGCGUUUUCCCGGCCUUCACGAGGCGAUAAGGCAAGGCAAAGGUUGGGUUUGUCUGCUGUGUUGCAAUCUGUUUCCCAACUCUUCAUGAAACAUGCUGGGGGAUUUGCAAGCCCGGCUGAAGAGGAAUAUUGUCCAGAAGAUGAGGACGCUCUGAGGUGAACCGGUCUCCCCAUUCGUCGGGUCACCUCCUCUGAGUUGAUGGCCCCUUUGGAACAAGGAAAUAGAUCUGACGUUUCAUCAGGACUGGAUUAGGGUGCUCAGUCUGAGGAGGGGGACCCCAUGCUGUGAGGAAAAAAAAGAGAGGCUCUGCUCUAAGCAGUUGGAAAGAGAACGAUCCUGUUAUUCCACAAGGCUGCAGUCAUUAAAGAAGCAUGCUGAUCAUGUGGUUUUAGAAACUCAAGGCAGGUCAACUUGGAACAUUGUUGUCAGGAAAGGCCCCUGAAGAAGAGAUUUAAAGAUUUUACAUUAAGAGACCAGCUGCUACCCACAACAACAAUGGCUGCCGUCACCGUACACCAGGAAAUGUCGUCCCUAGUGAGAGGAGGCAUUUGCAGGCCUUUCAGGUCUUUGAAGUGCAUCUCCGUCGCCAUCUUCACGCUUUGCAGCAUCAUAUUGGUGUUGCUGUAUAAAGGGAACAUUAACUGGAUGUCGCUCAAACCAAAGAAUAAAGUUAGUAGAACUGCUACUGCGAAGCCUUCCGCCCAGCCGGUCAGCACCUGCUCCUUCGAUUCGCUGUCACCUGAGGAGCUUCUGGUCUUUGACUCACUAAAAGACGUUAUUUUUUGGCCUGAAACGCCGUCCUUAAAGUCGGACUCUUCGCUGAAUGACACCAGUGACCCCAGGCGCAGCAGCUUCACCAUUCUCCCAAGGAGCGGAGGGGGAAGCUGGCGAGUGGGGGACCAGCUGCAGGUUUCCAUAACAAUCAGAGACUUCCACGGCCGUCCUAAGAAGUCUGGAGGAGACGUUCUGCUGGCUCGGCUUCACAACAGUGCUUUUCACGCUGGGGUGGCAGGGCAUGUGGUGGACCAUCGCAAUGGCUCCUACUCUGCGUUUUUUUCAUUGCUCUGGGAAGGACGAGCACAAGUUGAGGUAGUCCUAGUUCAUCCCAGCGAGGCAGUCACAGUGCUGCAGAAAUUGACCAAGGAGCAGCCUGACAGAAUCUACUUUAAUAGUCUGUUUCGGUCAGGCUCGGUCAGUGAAACCACCACUUGUAACGUGUGCCUUACUGGAACCCAGCAGAAGUUCUGCGACUACUCUGACCUCAGGACAGGUGAGCCGUGGUUCUGCUACAAGCCACACAAAUUGGAUUGUGAUGCCAGGAUCAGCCACGCCAGAGGAGGAUUCAGACAAAACCUCAAGCCCACAGAGGAGAAGCUCUUUCAGUGUGAUGUCAAUAUGAAAGUCUCCAUUCCAGCUUCAGGACCUGAAAACAUCGACGUUUUACCAAAUCCAAAAGCUCAAAAGAUCAACGUCCCUAUUUAUAAACAUGGAAACAGAAUGACUUUCAAGACCCGCCCCUCUGGUUAUUACUACAAGGGCGCAUGGCAAGCACUAGAUGGCACCAGAGUACAUCAGUUUAACUCCAGUGCAAUCAGCCAGUGUCUGGAAGGCAAAGCUGUUCUCUUCUAUGGGGACUCCACUGUGAGGCAGUGGUAUGAAUAUCUAACCAACUCGCUACCAGAUCUCAAGGAGUUUGACCUUCAAACCUCAAAGCAAAGUGGGCCUUUAAUGGCGCUGGAUUAUGUGAACAAUAUUCUAGUGACGUUCCGCAGCCACGGCCCUCCCAUCCGUUUUGCCAGCUCGUCCGUCAGCCAGCUACAAUACGUUGCCAAUGAACUGGACAGAGUGAUUGGAGGCAGCAACACCGUUGUGGUUAUCGGUGUCUGGUCUCACUUCAGCACUUUCCCCGUCGAGGUCUACGUCAGGCGUCUGCUGAACAUUCGGAAAGCGGUGGCGAGACUUCUGAACAGGGCUCCGGGUACCACUGUCGUCGUCCGGACUGCGAACCCAAAAGAGAUGACGCUUUAUGAGAGUUUGACUAACAGCGACUGGUUUUCGCUGCAGCGGGAUAAGAUACUGAGGGAAAUAUUCAGAGGAACGAAAGUCCAACUGGUUGAUGCCUGGGAGAUGAUCCUGGCCCAUCACCUUCCGCACAAACUCCAUCCAGACUCUGACAUACUCAAGAAUAUGGUUGAUGUUCUUUUAUCUUUUGCAUGUCCUUUAGCUGACAUACAGCUAUAGAACUUUUCUUCCGUUUCUACUUCUCAAGAUUCUAGAGAAAAGUAGAAAUGGAUUUUAGGCGAUAGAGAUUGGAAUUGGGGAAAAUAUUGGCGCCAUAUUGCCACUAUUGUUUCAGAACAGACCAUUCGGUUGUUCUGAAACAAUCGAAUGGUCUGUUACUGAUCAAAACAAAAGCACCUUCAGUGAUUCCUCUACAGUAGCGUUUCAAAAGCUUUUUCAGGCUGAGGACCACCGAACCUCUUUGACGCAACAGUUAUUGUUUUGUUUUUGUUUAGAAAUAAUCCCACCAGAUCUCAUUCUGAUACAGCUAAAGCAACAUUAGCGUAUUAGCAUAUGUCGGUUGAGAAAAUGACUGAACUGUUGUCUCUUACGACACUGUGGAGGUCAAUGUGAGUGAAUUUGUACUCGGGUCGCACAGAAAUGACCAGUUUCAGUCUAAACAAAGUGCUAGUUAGUAUAAGAAACUGGGAGAAUUUUGGCUAGCCUUUAGCCUUUAGCCUUCCACUGCUGUAAUGAUUUCUCGUUUUUACAAUCUCGCAUGUCUACAGGUUAACACAGUAUUACAGGUAUCUGCAAAAUCUUAGUCAAGAGGUUUCUACCUGAUGAUACAAUAGUACUGAAGUGACAUAUUCAUAAUCUCCAAUGCAUGUUGAAUUCUGCUGUUAUCAAUAUAUAUUGCAUCGGAACACCCUAACGCCAAUGUUAGGGUGUGUAAACUUCUGAAUUUGAAGAAAAAAAGCAACAAAAAAACUCAAAUAAAUCUGGCACUUAGCAAAAAUAAAUAAUUUUGUGCAUGUCAACUGAAUUUAAAGGAAGAUUGUAACCUAAUUUAAUAUGAGUAGGAAACAAGAUUGUCUGUCAAUGCAACGUAAUAUGAGCAGCAAAUUCUUACUUCUAAGAAAAUGAGUUGUUGCUAAGAUAUUGCCUUGAAUUAAACAACUAUUGUCUGGUUUAUAAAAGAACUGCAAGACAGACAUUCAGGCUACAUGGCACACAGUUUCCCAGUACUGGAAGUAAGUGACUCCCUUGAUGGUUUGUCUAUAAUGCAGAGAGUAAUAAGAUAAAACCUGCUUGGAACUGGAUAGGUUGCUCAGACACAUUAGAACUGACUGAACAGUGCUCUAAGUAAAGUUAUCAUGAGGAUGUGCAUUUUUGUGUCUUUCUAGUUAAUUUAGUUCCUGUCGUCUUGUCUGCCCUCACCUGUCUCCUGUUCCCCUGAUUACUCCCUUGUGUAUUUAACCCCACCUGUGUCACCUGCUCCCCGUCGGAUCCUUGCCGUGUGUCAUUUAUCAUCGCUCCCUUGUUCCGGCGCUACCAGUGUUUGAGUUCCUUCCUCGUAGUUCAUCUGUGCUGCCUGGAUUUCUGUUCACCUUUUAGUUCACCAAUUAAACCAUCCUUACUGCACUUCAA